Messenger RNA from Arabis nemorensis, 351 nucleotides. NCBI's taxonomy places the organism in Eukaryota, Viridiplantae, Streptophyta, Magnoliopsida, Brassicales, Brassicaceae. The record is from the annotation of a GenBank genome assembly.
AUGGCCUCCAUGGACGCAAUUGACCGCCCGACACCAACUCCAGAUCAUGACACGACUGUAAUAGUAGUGGUAUUUGUCUCUCUGGGCUGCGUCUUGUUCCUAGCGUUUCUAGCGUUUGUCAUCUGCUUCCUGAUCAAGAAGAAAUCCAAGAAGCACUCUGAGAAAACUGAGGCGGUUCGCGUGGAUGAGCACUUUAAGAUGAAGGAGUCCAUAGUCGAGGGACCUCAUGGAUCCGAGGCUGUGGCGAUAUCUAUUGAAGAUGAUGUUCACAUAGAAGACAUGACCAGGAAAGGUGAGAAGGAAGUGGGGAAGGACGGUGCAGUGGGAUCAUCUCAAUUCACCCGUUCGUAA